Messenger RNA from Atta colombica, 2206 nucleotides. It is a transcript of the gene Gmppa, whose product is annotated as mannose-1-phosphate guanyltransferase alpha. The record is from RefSeq and is a predicted model, not a curated record. Gene Ontology annotation, biological process: biosynthetic process. The transcript has 5 exons. The coding region runs from base 633 to 1892 and encodes 419 amino acids. Gene Ontology annotation, cellular component: cytoplasm. NCBI's taxonomy places the organism in Eukaryota, Metazoa, Arthropoda, Insecta, Hymenoptera, Formicidae.
UCUGCAUUUAAUUGAGUUGUCCUUUGUUGUCAAUUAAAUUUUUGGAUGAGAAAAAUGAAACGCGAGAUAAAUGUUUCGGGAAUUGGAGCUAACUUCACGGAACGUCUCAUCAUCACUACGCGAGUCCAUUACUGUGUCAGCUGAUCGCCAUUCGAACAGAUUGAAGAAACCGGAUCGGUUUUGCGACUGAAAGAAUUAGGCAGAAAAUACAGAGUAAAGAGUGCAAGAUUCGAAGCGGCCGCCGGCGCUUUUAACAUGGCUUUCAAACAUCGCCGUUGGAUUGUGCUGGGUCUUGAAUAUCUUGGCAAAUUCCCCUCUAGUAUGCGGUAGCAUCUGCCGAUUAUUUGCUGUUGACAGCUCGAAUUAAUUCGGUAUGCGAGGAAAGCUGUUUCUUUAAAGUUAUUUCUUGGACUCGCUCUAUCGUUCAAGUCGAUUCAUCGAAACUUGUUCACUGAUAUCGUCACCGAUGACACGUCCACACGUGUACACAACAUGUCUGCACGAUGCGAUUAGCGUUGGUUCCCCUCACUCUCUCGGAGGACUUAGAUGAUCGCUGUAUCUUGACCCUUCUUGUGAGAAUAUAGAAAUAUUUUGGAAUUAUUCAAUCAGAAAGAAAUUUGACUUAUGCAAUCAUGUUGAAGGCUGUUAUUUUAAUCGGAGGACCUUUAAAGGGAACUAGAUUUAGACCUCUAUCCUUGGACAUCCCAAAACCAUUGUUUCCAGUGGCUGGAUUACCUAUGAUACAACAUCACAUUGAAGCUUGUACCAAAGUGCCCGGUCUCAAUGAAGUGCUAAUAAUCGGGGCGUAUUCUAAGAACGAUCUAGCUCAGUUUGUACAGGAGAUGUCGAGUACUUAUGGCAUAGUUAUUCGGUAUUUACAGGAAUUCACACCUCUUGGAACAGCAGGUGGCAUGUAUCAUUUUCGCGAUCAGAUUCGUUCAGGCAGCCCCACAUACUUUUUUGUUAUGAAUGGCGACGUCUGUGCCGACUUCCCUCUGCAAGAGAUGGUGGAGUUCCACAACAGUAAACAGGCACUGCUUACAAUCAUGGCAACUGAGGCAACUCGGCAGCAAUCAUUAAACUAUGGAUGCAUGGUUUUGGGAAAGGAGGGAGAGGUAGCACAUUAUGUAGAGAAACCUUCGACAUUUGUAUCGACUCUUAUCAAUUGCGGAAUAUAUCUUGCAUCUCCAGAAAUUUUUCAAACGAUGGCGGAUGUCUUUCAUGCUAAUCAACAACAAGAUCAUUUAAUGCAGUUAUGCUGCAAUGGUAGAGAUCCAGCGCAUAUUGCAUUUGAGCAAGACAUACUGACGCGUUUAGCGGGAUCUGACCGGUUGUUCGCUCUGCCUGUGUUCAGAUGGUGGUCGCAAGUGAAAACUGCGGGUUCUGCAAUAUACGCCAAUCGACAUUACUUGGCCCUCUACAAGCAGAAGCAGUCAGAUCGCCUUGCUUCUACGAAUAAGAAUUAUUGUCAUAUUAUAGGAGAUGUGUACAUUCAUCCAUCGGCUUCUGUACAUCCGACUUCUGUGCUAGGUCCAAAUGUAAGUAUAGGACCAAGUACGAUGAUAGAGCCUGGCGUGAGAAUUAGAGAGGCAAUCGUAUUGGGGAAGGCACACAUUCAAGCCCAUUCCCUUAUUCUACACAGCAUCAUAGGGACAGGCACCAGCGUAGGCGAAUGGUCACGUGUUGAGGGGACUCCGUGCGAUCCCAAUCCUAAUAAGCCAUUUGCAAAAAUGGAGAAUUUACCGCUGUUUAACAUUAAUGGCAAACUGAAUCCUUCCAUCACGAUUCUCGGUACCAGGGUGAGCUUGGCUGCAGAAAAAAUUCUACUGAACUCGAUCGUCCUACCGCAUAAAGAACUUACAAGAAACUACAAGAACGAAAUUAUUCUUUAAUUAUUUAACGCUGCCGUUACGGAAUUAAAACACCGUUGAUGAUUUAUAUUUUAAUGAAAGAGUCGCACAAAUAUGAAUAACGUUAAGUAUAUUUAUAUAUACUUUUCAGAAACUUUCUGUCGAAUUGUGAUUAAAAAUCUUUAAUAAUUUUGUAAUAUAAGAUUAAUACAAGAUUUUUAUAUACAUUGUAUACAAGUAUCAUGUGGCAACUAUAAGCUAUGUACAUAGGGCCAGUGGCAACGCACAAAAAUUUUUACAAUAUAUAUAGGCUUGUAUAUUUCGUCUACACAUUAAAAAUUAUUACCGUAUUUUCG